Gracilinanus agilis (Agile Gracile Mouse Opossum) is the source of this 1854-nucleotide messenger RNA. It is a transcript of the gene LINGO4, whose product is annotated as leucine rich repeat and Ig domain containing 4. Gene Ontology annotation, molecular function: protein binding. Bases 1 to 1854 code for a protein of 617 amino acids. The transcript has a single exon. Lineage: Eukaryota; Metazoa; Chordata; Mammalia; Didelphimorphia; Didelphidae. The record is from RefSeq and is a predicted model, not a curated record.
AUGCCCAGAAUGAGAGGUCUGGAGUUGCCCUCCAAAAAGAGACAUAUCACUUAUUCCAGAAGCAAAGGAGGAAUGGACAUAGACAUAGUUUCCCACUGGGCCUCGGCCUCUUGGCCACCCCUCUUCUUUUUGCUCCUUCUGGCUGGAAGGAGUGGCCGAGGCUGCCCAGCAGCAUGUGACUGUGACUCCCAACCCCAAGCAGUAAUCUGUGCCAGCCGCCUGCUGGAGGCUGUGCCCGGAGGAAUCCCACCAGACACUGAGCUCUUGGACUUGAGUAGGAACCGCCUAUGGGGCCUUCAGAGGGGAAUGCUCUCACGCUUGGGACCACUCCUUGAAUUGGAUCUCAGUUACAAUCAGCUUUCUACCCUAGAACCUGGAGCCUUCCAGGGUCUCCGAAACCUCCUUACUCUGCGGCUGCGGGGUAACAGGCUCCGAAUUGUGGCUCCUGGAGUAUUCUCUGGCCUAACCUCCCUAACCCUAUUGGACCUCAGUCUGAACCAGAUAGUCCUCUUCCUGGAUGGUGCCUUUGGAGGGUUAAGCAGCCUUCAGCAGUUGGAAGUGGGGGACAACCAUCUGGUGUUUGUGGCCCCAGGGGCCUUUGUGGGACUGGCAAAGCUAAGCACCCUUACCCUAGAACGAUGUAACCUGAGCACUGUGCCUGGACCUGCUCUGGCACGACUUCCAGGGCUGACAGGGCUAAGACUACGGGAGCUGGACAUUGGUCGGCUGCCUACUGGGACUCUAAGAGGACUGAGACAGCUCCGGGAGUUAGAGAUCCACCAAUGGCCCUCCCUGAGAGCCCUGGAACCUGGGAGCCUGGCUGGGCUCAAUCUCAGUAGUCUAGCCAUCACAUAUUGCAACCUGAGUUCUGUUCCCUUCCAAGCCCUCAGCCAUCUGAGCUUCCUCAGGGUUCUGGACCUAUCUCAGAACCCCAUCUCAAACAUCCCAGCCCGGAAACUAAGUUUUUUGGUUCGACUCCAGGAGCUCCACCUGACAGGAGCCCACCUCUCCUCUAUUGCUGCCCAUGCUUUCCAUGGUUUGGCUGCUUUCUGCCUCCUAGAUGUGGCUGACAAUGCCCUUCAGACUCUGGAAGAAGCUGCUUUCCCCUCCCCAAGCAGUCUAGUCACCCUGCGGCUGGCUGGUAAUCCCCUGAUCUGUGACUGUCGGCUUCUUUGGCUACUUCGGCUUCGUCACCAUCUAGAUUUUGGCAAAUCCCCCCCAGCCUGUGCCAGCCCACUCCAUGUCAGGGGGAAGAACCUGCGGGACUUCUCAGACAUCUUGCCCCCAGGGCACUUCACUUGCCGGGCAGCCCUGAUUCAGAGAUCCGGGCCACGGAGAGUCAGCGCAGAGGAGGGGCAGCAGGCUGUCUUCUCUUGCUCUGGGGAUGGAGACCCAGCUCCUACUGUCUCAUGGCGAGGCCCUCGGGGGACUUGGCUGGGCAGCACUGGACGAGUAAGAGUCUUGGAGGAUGGGACCCUGGAGAUCCGGUCAGUACAGCUUCGAGAUGGGGGUGCUUAUGUUUGUGUGCUCAGCAAUGUGGCUGGGAAUGAUUCACUGAGCACCUGGUUAGAGGUGAUCCGGAUUGAGCCACCAAAUGGGACUCUGUCUGACACCAAUGGAACCACUCUGGGAACCCCAGGGCCCUUCUUCCUAGACAGCAGGGGCCUGGUUGUGGUGUUAGCUGUUGGCUUCCUUCCCUUCCUCACCUCUGUAACCCUCUGUUUCGGCCUCAUUGCCCUAUGGAGCAAAAGCAAGGGACGGGUCAAACAUCACACAACCUUCGACUUUGUGCUUCCUCGGUCUUCGGGGGAAGGGGGUGCUGGAGGCAACCGAGUCACUGCCAAACUCUUCUGA